AUGUUGAAAAAACUGACUGUGAAGCAGAUCAAUGAGUGGUUCACCAUCGGUAAAGAGGUGUCAGAUGUCAAACUGCUGGGGACCUGGUCUGAGCCCAGAAGUGAACCGGAGACGGGGGACCAGGAAGCCGGCAACAAGAGGUCUAAGGGGACACCAAAUGAAAUUUCAUAUAUUGCUGAGUUUAGGCACCUGGAGGAUCAGGAACUACAGAAGUACUCCAGCAAUGACUGCAGAGAACCAGGUACUUCAGAUCUUUAUCAGGUGGAUAGAAUUCCUGUGCCUGAACCUGAAGUCCAAUAUCCUGAAAUACCGAUAUUGAAGAACAGAGAAGAGCUAAUUACUUUAAUUGAGAGUAAUUCAGUUGUGAUUGUACAUGGAGCAACUGGAAGCGGAAAGAGCACACAACUACCACAGUAUAUCCUGGAUUACCACAUGCAACGCUCUGCCUACUGUAACAUAGUGGUAACCCAACCGAGGAAGAUCGCCGCUUGCAGCAUUGCCACAUGGAUCAGCAAGGAGAGAAAGUGGCCUUUGAGUGGGCUAGUAGGCUAUCAGGUUUCCCUGGAGAAAAAAGCAUCCGUUGACACUCGCUUGAUCUACAUGACCACCGGUGUCCUCCUGCAGAAGAUAGUGGGUGCUAAGAGCUUGGCUGAAUUUACACACAUUUUUAUUGAUGAGGUCCAUGAACGUACAGAAGAAAUGGAUUUCCUGCUGAUGAUCGUACGCAAACUUAUACGGACAAAUUCGAGAAUGGUGAAGGUAAUUCUGAUGUCCGCCACCAUAAACUGCAGAGAAUUUGCUGAUUAUUUUGCGGUGCCAAUCCAUAAUAAAUUGGUCCCCGCAUGUAUCUUCAAGGUUGAAGGGAAACCAUAUGAUAUUGAAGUGUUUUAUCUGGAUGACUUGAAACAAAUUCCUAAUAUUAAGGUGGCGAAUCAGUACUUUGAUGAACCGGCAAUAUGUAAAGAAGUAUAUGAAGUAGCAGCAUUUUUGCUAAAUUUAUUUGAUGAUAUGGAAAAGGAGGAGCAAAGGCAAAAGAAGACGAGCCCUAUGAUGACCACUCAGCCAAACAGUGUGUUGGUGUUUCUGCCAGGCUUGUAUGAAAUCAACUAUAUGCACGAACUGUUCACAAGCAUGGUUCAUAAAAGAUUGUACGUAUACCCGUUACAUUCAAGCAUCACCCUUGAUGAACAGAACAUGGUGUUCAUGACUCCCGUGUUGGGUUACAGGAAGAUCAUUUUAUCCACAAACAUUGCGGAGAGUUCAAUUACUGUGCCAGAUGUUAAAUACGUUAUAGAUUUCUGCUUGACAAAGACACUUGUGUGUGAUGAAGAGACAAACUACCAGAGCUUGAGGCUGAGCUGGGCAUCCAAGACUAACUGCGAUCAGAGAAAAGGCCGAGCUGGACGGGUGUCAAAAGGAUAUUGCUACAGACUUGUACGCAAAGACUUCUGGAAUCACAACAUACCUGAAAAUGUGGUCCCAGAGAUGCUGCGAAGCCCUUUGGGAAGUACCAUCUUGAAGGUGAAGCUGCUUGACAUGGGUGAGCCAAGGGCAUUGCUCGCUACAGCUCUCUCGCCUCCUAAUGUUUCUGACAUUGAACGCACCAUACUUUUGCUCAAGGAGUUAGGGGCUCUUGCAGUCAGUGGAAAGGAGGAAGAAAACCCAUAUGAUGGAGAGCUCACAUACUUGGGGAAGGUUCUUGCACAGUUACCUGUUGACCUGCAGCUCGGAAAACUGCUUGUCCUUGGCCAUGUUUUUGGAUGCCUGGAUGAGUGCCUCAUUAUCGCUGCAGCACUGUCCCUCAGAAAUUUCUUUGCUAUGCCAUUUAGGCAGCACAUGGAUGGAUACAGGAGCAAACUAAGUUACGCCGGGCAUAGUAGAAGUGACUGCAUCGCACUUGUAAAUGCCUUCAGGUACUGGCAAACUUGCAAGGACAGAGGCGAUCUUAGACUUCCCAAGGAUGAACUUGAGUGGGGCAAGUCAAAUUACUUCCAGAUAAAAAGAAUACGAGAGGUGGCUGCUCUAUAUGAUGAGCUUAAAAAACGCAUUGCACAGUUCAACAUGCAAGUCACUCAUCAUCAGCCUUCCAUGGAUGCAGAGUACAAUCACACACAGCGCUUUAUUCUUCAGGUUGUGAUAGCUGGAGCAUUUUAUCCCAAUUAUUUUACUUUUGGGCAAUCAGACGAAGAAACUGGUAUUAGAGAUCUAGGUGGAAAGGACCCCAAAACGACAGUUGUGCUGAAGAAUGUCCCACCCUAUGGAUUUCUUUACCACAAGCAGAUACAGUCGCUCUUCAGACAGUGCGGUCAAGUAAAAUCCAUUUUGUUUGAUGGCUCAAGAGCAUUUGUGGAAUUUUCUCGCAACCCAACUGAAAGGUUUAAGACCCUUACGGCAGUAUAUUUGGCUCUCAAGACCGCACAACUGAAAGUGCCCCUAGCCCUUAAUAUCCAUUCUGCGGAGACCAUUGAAGAGCAUUCUACAGAUAACAUUGCUGCUUUGAAAUUAACCAGAAUUACUGUGGAUUUUCACAAACAGACAGUAGAGCCUGUUCACAUUUCCCACACUGUUAAAGAGCAGUUGGAAACCAUAAAAGGGCUCAUUUUAUCUGUCAGUGUGACAGAGGUGGUUGAGGUUGGCCAUUUCUGGGGUUAUCGUAUUGAUAAAAGAAAUUAUGAUCUCCUUGGACAUCUAGCUGCAGAAAUCAAUCGCCAUGAUAUGAUGCCUCUCUCUAGACGGCCUCACCCAGAUCUGGUAUGCUUGGCACCAUUUAAGAUUUAUGACAGCCUCCAGUACUACCGAGCUCAAAUACUGUACAUUUCCGGAAGAGACGCCGUGGUCUUCUUUGUGGAUUACGGUAACCAGUCAAAAGUUGAAAUGAAUCUUUUGAGAGAAAUUCCCAGCCAUUUUCUGAAUCUUCCUUUUCAGGCCUUGGAGUUCAAAAUCUGCAAAAUGAGACCGUCUGCACUGUCGCUGAUCUGUGGAGAACAGUGGAGUCGCGCAGCUAGUGUAAAGUUUAACUCCUUAGUCAGUGGUUUCACUCUUAUGGUUAAAGUCUUCUCCAUCGUACACGGCAUCCUGCAUGUUGAUGUCUAUCGAUGUUGUGAUUCUCUUGAGGAAGUCAGUAUAAGAGACAUCCUUAUAUCUGAGGGAUUUGCAGAACCCGCAGAGGAAUCUUUUGAAUCAAAACAAAGCAAUGGCGUACUGACGGAACUGUUCUCAGGCAGUAACACAAGUGAGGGGGUACAUGCACAAGGCUUCAUGAAAAAGGACGAGAAAGACCUGAUUGACAGCCUGCUGGAAAGCUAUCAGAACAAUCAGUUUGGUAAUCCAAACAGUAAGGUUAUUCUUCAUGGCCCUCUCCACCCCUAUGAAGUCCAGUUUCACAGUAUGCUGAGAGUGUCCAAAUUCAGAUCAGUGUGGAUUGAAAAAGAAAGUAUUAACUCAAUAGUGGUCAAUGAUACCCCAGAAGCAACUCACCAGAGAAUGUUUGUCGCUGCGUCGUUGUCUGUCAACUCAACCGGAACUAUGCUAAUGUUGAGAGAGACAUCACUGCUUCCAUCCAUCCCUGGUUUGCCUGCACUUAUCAGCAUGCUGUUUGCUCCUGUAACAGAGCUCAGAGUCGAUGAGAAGAAAAAGGAAUAUACAGGCGUUCUUUGUGGCCUGGGAUGGCAAUACAAUAAUCUCGCAGUUUGGCCCGAACAUGACAUUGAACUGGCUUUUGAUGUCAGCAUUAAAAUGGAUGACCUACUGAAGAUAAAUCAGAUAAGAUCUUCUGUUAACAAGAUCGUUUGUCAAAGUUUUGAUGGUACCAUCGGUGGGAGCGACAGGACUGCAAGGCUCCAGGAAGGUGUGCGAGAACUUCUGCUAAACUUGUUCCAACAAGAGAAACCUCGAGAAGUGACACAGGCAAAGUGGUACGAUAAGCUUUACCAGUGGAAUCAGGUGGACCCAAAAUUCCUCAUAAACCAGACCGGGAGAGUGGAAGAAGAAGCCGUCUGUUCAUAUAUCUACCAGUUGCAUAGAACUGUAAUGUUAAAUCCCUAAGUAUUCUUAAUAUGGCUCCCAAAAAUGGGAGGGAUUUGAGUUAAUGGAGACAUGAGACUUAAUGAUUAUGACAGUGUGAUACUGCAGUAUAUAGUUUGUGGUGUUUGUAUUUUUGUGGUUAUUUUGUUUCUUGAUUUGCAAAUGUAAUGAAACGGUAAUAAACCUGUUGGA
Molecule: messenger RNA, 4215 nt
Organism: Bufo gargarizans (Asiatic toad)
Lineage: Eukaryota; Metazoa; Chordata; Amphibia; Anura; Bufonidae
Gene: TDRD9
Product: tudor domain containing 9
Exons: 36
Coding region: 1-4044 (1347 amino acids)
Cellular component (GO): intracellular anatomical structure
Molecular function (GO): ATP binding; RNA binding
Source: RefSeq, a predicted model, not a curated record